Messenger RNA from Merops nubicus (carmine bee-eater), 1497 nucleotides. It is a transcript of the gene CARS1, whose product is annotated as cysteinyl-tRNA synthetase. The annotation marks the transcript as partial. NCBI's taxonomy places the organism in Eukaryota, Metazoa, Chordata, Aves, Coraciiformes, Meropidae. Gene Ontology annotation, molecular function: cysteine-tRNA ligase activity; ATP binding. The record is from RefSeq and is a predicted model, not a curated record. Gene Ontology annotation, cellular component: cytoplasm. The transcript has 12 exons. Gene Ontology annotation, biological process: cysteinyl-tRNA aminoacylation.
CUUCCAGCUACAGUUUUAUUCUGAGCAUUAGUGAAGAGGAAGCCAGGGUGAAGGCUCUGGACGAGUACCUGAGCACUCGUAGUUAUAUCCAGGGGUUCACAUUUUCACAUGCAGAUGUGGAGGUGUUCAGAAAGUUUUCGGGGCCACCUGGGGACCAGUAUAUCCAUGUUGUCCGGUGGUACAGACACAUAGAAGCAAUCUAUGAUGGCAGCAGUGAAAAAAAUGAGCCUUGUAAACUUCAAACAAGUAAAGGGAAGCGUGUGCAGCCUCCCUGGUCUCCUCCUGAAGGCACAAAACAUUCUAGGCUCUGCCUCUACAACAGCCUGACUCGAAAUAAGGAAAUAUUUCAACCUCAGAAUGGAAAAAAGGUCCUGUGGUAUUGCUGUGGUCCAACAGUUUAUGAUGCUUCUCACAUGGGACAUGCCAGGUCAUACAUCUCAUUUGAUAUCCUGAGAAGAAUCCUGAGGGAUUAUUUUAAAUACGACGUUUUCUAUUGUAUGAAUAUUACAGAUAUUGAUGAUAAGAUCAUCAAGAGGGCAAGACAAAAUUACCUUUUUGAAAGGUAUAGAGAGAACAAAUCAGCACCAGAUCAGCUACUUGAAGAUGUCAAAACUGCCUCAGAGCUCUUUUCAGUUAAAUUAAAUGAGACAACAGACCCAGAUAAAAAGCAAAUGUUGGAAAGAAUUCAAAAUGCAGUGAAGUCUGCUUUUGACCCUCUACAAGAAGCUGUGCAAGCAAAACUCCCUGCAGAAGAGAUCAACAGAUGUCAUGAGAUGCUGCUGGAAGAAGCCAAAGAUUUGCUGUCUGACUGGUUGGACACAAAAUUUGGCAGUCAGGUGACUGACAAUUCCAUAUUCUCCAAGCUCCCCAAAUUCUGGGAAGGGGAAUUUCAUAAAGAUAUGGAAGCACUCAAUGUUUUACCUCCAGAUGUUUUAACACGGGUUAGUGAAUAUGUGCCAGAAAUUGUGGAUUUUGUGAAAAAGAUUGUGGAUAAUGGUUAUGGGUAUGUGUCCAAUGGAUCUGUGUACUUUGAUACCAUGAAGUUUGAUUCCAGUGAAAAACACUCCUAUGCUAAGUUGGUUCCUGAAGCUGUAGGGGAUCAAAAAGCUCUUCAAGAAGGAGAAGGUGACCUGAGCAUCUCAGCUGAUCGUUUAAGUGAGAAGCGUUCUCCAAAUGAUUUUGCUUUGUGGAAAUCCUCCAAGCCAGGAGAGCCCUCGUGGGACUCUCCAUGGGGCAAGGGUCGCCCAGGCUGGCACAUUGAGUGCUCUGCCAUGGCUGGGUCCCUCCUGGGAGAGUCAAUGGACAUUCAUGGAGGGGGGUUUGACCUUCGCUUUCCCCACCACGACAAUGAACUGGCACAGUCUGAGGCAUACUUUGAAAACGAUCACUGGGUUCGGUAUUUUCUGCACACUGGCCACUUAACAAUUGCUGGCUGUAAAAUGUCCAAAUCUUUGAAGAAUUUUAUUACCAUAAAAGAUGCACUGAAGAAACAUACAG